This is a messenger RNA of Leptosia nina, 1869 nucleotides long. The record is from the annotation of a GenBank genome assembly. Lineage: Eukaryota; Metazoa; Arthropoda; Insecta; Lepidoptera; Pieridae.
AUGAGUUUAAUUUUUCGACCGAGAACAUAUCACCGGCUUUUUCGCAAUCCAUUAACAAUAGUAUCAUUUAAAAGAGCUUCACAUACCGUCCCAAAAGAAGACAACAAUUUAGAUUUAUUGAAUUCCUAUAAUCAAGAUAUAAAAGCUGGUGGUGUUGUACCAGUAUUUCGGAGAGCAUUAUUGUUUCCAUCAAGGGUAGCAGUACAAGAUGACCAAGGGACAUUCACAUAUGCUGGCCUUUAUCACGCAGCUAACGACCUCAGCAGAGAUAUUGCUGCACAACUUUUGGGUGAAACGGAAAGGACAAUUGCAUACAUGUGCGGGAACAAUGCUCAACACAUCAUAACUCAAUGGGCUAUUUGGAUGACUGGAAAUAUUGCUGUCCCUCUCACACCAAUUCACCCACCUGAGAUGUUAAAGUAUUUUGUAACUGAUAGCCAGACGAGUCUCGUUAUUUGUACUAAAGACCAUGAAAGCCUGCUCCGUCCCAUCACCUCGGAACUAUCCAAGGCACUGCUAGUGUCCAAUAGAGAUAAGGAUGAAGAUGAAAUACCAGACCACUGGAAACCGGAGACAGGUCUUGGGGAGUCUGGACCUUCCAACUUAUGGUACGGUGGGAAGGAUGCCAUGUUGAUUUACACUAGUGGUACAACAAGUAAGCCCAAAGGCGUAGUAUGGACGCACAGCAUGCUGGCAACCCAGAUAUCCGCUCUGCACUCAGCGUGGCAGUACUCAGCCCACGACGUGGUCUUGCACACUUUGCCUCUCCACCACAUUCAUGGGCAGUUGAAUUCGCUUAAUGCAUCCUUGGCUGCGGGUGCUAGGGUCCGAAUGUUAGCAUCCUUCCCGUCGCACGCGGUGUGGGCGCGCCUCCUCGGUUCGGGCAACGAAGAGGCCCGGAUCUCCGUCUUCCACGGAGUGCCCGCUAUGUACUCGCGCCUAGCGGCAGACCACGCGACCAUGUUCACCGAUAACAAGACUAAGGAGUACGUGCGGAGUACUCUUAGCAAGAUGAGGCUCAUGUGCGCCGGUUCAGCGCCGCUGCCCGAGACGCUGUUCAAUAAAUGGGAGGAGAUAUCAGGGGUUCGUCUACUAGAGAGAUAUGGUAUGUCAGAAGUGGGUAUGGCCCUAAGCAAUCCAUACAGACCUGUGGAAAAUAGAAAAGUGGGCUGUGUGGGUGGGCCCUUACCUGGGGUAGCCGCUUGCAUUAUGGUCUCCGAUGAAAAUAAAGGCUACGAGCCGUUAGUCAGCGUGGAGAGCGAUAUGCCUGACUUGCAGAUAUCGCUAGAUCGGCUUGGAUUUACGAAGAAUCUUGUAGAGGACAAUGACUGGACAGACGCUAAAGUGACAGAGUAUAAAGAAAGCAGUGAUGGCGUAUACGAAGGCGAACUAUUUCUCAAAGGCCCCAAUGUGUUUACCAGAUAUUGGAAUAGAGCCCCAAGUAUCGACAACCCAGAUUUUACACGCGACGAAUGGUUCCGUACAGGCGACAUAGCGUCCUUCAGUAACGGUACCUUUAGAAUCCUAGGUAGAUCUUCCGUAGAUAUAAUCAAAACUGGGGGGUACAAAGUAAGCGCGUUACAAGUUGAAUCCGCCAUUUUGGAACAUCCUAACGUAGCUGACGCAGCAGUUUUGGGCAUCGAUGAUGAUAGUUACGGAGAAAUAGUGUCAGCUGUAAUAGUUUUGAAGGAAAAUACGAAGUUGUCGUUACGAGAGCUAAAGGAUGAGGCAGGGAAGAAGUUAGCCCCGUAUCAACUGCCGAAAACUAUGCUGAUAGUGGAGAAGAUGCCAAGAAAUGUAAUGGGGAAACUUGAUAAGAAGGAAAUCAGGAGGUUAUUCGGUAAGGACCUGGUUUUUAAGAAGUCUUAG